AUGGUGCGCUUCAAGAAUCGAUACCUUCUCUUCGAAAUCGUCUACGCCGACACGCCACUAGGAUGGACCUCUAUUCCUGCUUCAACCAGUUUGGCAUUACCCAACGCCACUCAACCAGGAGAGGCCGCUGAUCAAAGUCCAUUUGGCGACACGGGGAGAAAUAACUACCGGUUACCGCCGCUAGCCAACAAGGACCUCUUAUUUGCGCUCAAGGAUUCAAUAGCGGAGAACUUUGGCGACUAUGGCGCAGGACUCACACAGCGGCCCCUUACCUGUGAGUAUCCCUUGGAAGAAAUGCACAUUGUCUGGGGAGCAUUGACGUUCAUCAAUCAGUUGAAGGGACGCCCCUGCAUCAUCAAGGUCAUUCACACAUCUGGAACUAUCAAGAAGUGCCAGUUGACGACCAUCAAGUACGAUCGGGACAGGAUAAUGUUUCUCCGGAAUCAGGCGCAGCUGCUGAAGGAUAGCCAGGCAUACACACAGCUUGGACUUGCCUACAAAGAGUCUGCCGACGAAGUGAACUCCCUCGAAAUCUAA
Molecule: messenger RNA, 537 nt
Organism: Linnemannia hyalina
Lineage: Eukaryota; Fungi; Mortierellomycota; Mortierellomycetes; Mortierellales; Mortierellaceae
Source: the annotation of a GenBank genome assembly